AUGGCAUGUUUUUUUAAAUUUCAGCUUCUACACUAUAUUAAAAGUGUGAAUUUUAAGACAAAAGAUGGGAGUCAGGUGUUUUUUGAUAAAAAGGGGAACCCUCCAGCCAUCUAUGAUGUGGUGAAUUGGCAUCUGCGUGACAGGGGCACAGUGGAGCAGGUGACAGUUGGAAGUUAUGACCUUCGUGCCCCUGAUGGGAAAAUCUUAAAUGUAGAUAGUACAAAAAUUCUAUGGAGCAACAGCAACACCCAGAUUCCUAUUUCAAUGUGCAGUGCAAGUUGUUCCCCUGGAUUUAGGAAGGUGAUUGUACCAGGAAAACCCCUUUGCUGCUAUGAAUGUGGUCGUUGCCCCCAGGGACAGAUUUCAAACCAAACAGAUGCAGUGGAAUGUCAUCCAUGUUCCUGGGACAUGUGGCCCAAUCUUCAACAAGAAAGAUGCUUACCAAGAACUACAGAGUUCCUGUCUUAUGGAGAUCCUUUGGGUUUCUCUUUAACAUGCACAACCAUCUUCUCUUCUCUCAUCCCACUUGUUAUUUUAAGAGUUUUUAUUUAUUAUAAAAAUACACCAAUUGUCAAAGCCAACAACUAUUCCCUUAGUUGUCUUCUCCUGCUCUCCCUGUUCCUCUGUUUCCUUUGCUCUUUAGGGUUCAUUGGUUACCCACAACCUACACAGUGUCUUCUACGCCAGGUGGCAUUUGGGACAGUUUUUGCUCUCUGCAUCUCCUGUGUUCUGGCCAAAACCGUGACUGUAGUUAUUGCCUUUAAUGCAACCAAACCAGGCAGCAGGUUAAGAAAGUGGACAGGGGUAAAACUGACUUACCCUCUAAUACUUACAUGUGUCUUUAUUCAGCUAUUUGUGUGUACAAUAUGGCUGGUCAUCAACCCUCCCUUUCCUGAACUUGACACUGACAUAAAACCUGGUGUUGUCAUCAUUAAUUGCAAUGAAGGAUCCCCCACUGCUUUCUGGUGCAUGCUGGGAUAUCUUGGCCUCUUGGCCUUCCUCAGUUUCAUUGUUGCUUUCCUGGCCAGACGUCUCCCUGACAGUUUCAAUGAAGCCAAAUUUAUCACAUUCAGUAUGUUGGCUUUCCUCAGUGUCUGGGUGUCCUUUAUCCCAGCCUAUCUCAGUGCACGGGGCAUGUAUACUGUGGCAAUGGAGGUCUUUGCCAUUCUGUCUUCCAGUUGGGCUUUGGUGGGCUGUAUCUUUGUGCCAAAAUGUUACAUAGUAUUAUUCAGGCCAAACAUGAACUCCAGAGAACAUCUCAUGGGGAAAGACAGAGGUCAAAAAUAA
Xenopus laevis (African clawed frog) is the source of this 1287-nucleotide messenger RNA. Its product is annotated as vomeronasal type-2 receptor 26. NCBI's taxonomy places the organism in Eukaryota, Metazoa, Chordata, Amphibia, Anura, Pipidae. Bases 1 to 1287 code for a protein of 428 amino acids. The transcript has 3 exons. The record is from RefSeq and is a predicted model, not a curated record.